UCAUUCCAGGAGAAACUUCGGCUGGGCUGGUAACUGCCUCCAGGUUUCUAAAAGAAAUGUGAGCGAUCUUUUCAGUCUGUAAUCCCAUACACAGCCACACCGUCGUCAGCUUGCAGGUAGAAAAGCUGUUUGUAGACCGCGCGGGUUCCACUAGUGAAGGCGUCGCCCAGCUACGAGGCAGAGUGUAGCCCUUGGCCAGGGAGUCGGCGGCUCCCUCACGCCCGGCGGUGUCACCUCACGUGCAGCCAGACCGGGACAAUCAGGCUCCAGCUUCCGACAGGGUGCGAUCCUCUCUCACCGGAGAAACGAGGCUGACUGGUUUGAAAAUGGAAAACCAGGAGACAACAGCUUCUUCGAAGAACUCCAGACAGACUGUUCUCUCGGAGGAGUUGAUUGCAGAAGGAGAAUGGGUCAAACUUGAAAGAACAACUUACAUGGAUCCUACGGGUAAAACGAGGACCUGGGAAACUGUGAAGCGAACCACUCGGAAGGGACCGUCGGCCGACGGCGUGUCCAUCAUCCCGGUGCUGCAGCGGACCCUGCACCACGAGUGCAUCGUGCUGGUGAAGCAGUUCCGCCCGCCCAUGGGCGCCUACUGCCUUGAGUUCCCCGCAGGCCUCAUAGACGGGGAUGAAAGCCCAGAAGCAGCUGCUCUCCGGGAGCUGGAGGAGGAGACGGGCUACAAAGGGGACGUUGCCGAGUGUUCUCCAGCCGUGUGUCUGGACCCGGGCCUGUCCAACUGCACCACACACAUCGUCACGGUCACCAUCAACGGGGACGACGCGGCCAACGUCAGGCCGAAACCGAAGCCGGAGUUUGUGGAGGUGCUCUCUCUGCCAAAGAACGACCUGCUGCAGAGGCUCAGCGCGCUGGUGGCUGACGAGCAGCUCGUGGUGGACAGCAGAGUCUACGCGUACGCCCUGGCCCUGCAGCACGCGCACUCGAAACCCUUCGAGGUGCCCUUCCUCAAGUUCUGAGCCCCUCCCCUCGCCAGUCUGUACCCCCCGUAGGUGCAGACCAUCUUUUUCAUACAAUAAAAGCAGCACGGAACGCUUGCGUGCGACCUUCA
This is a messenger RNA of Sorex araneus (European shrew), 1069 nucleotides long. It is a transcript of the gene NUDT5, whose product is annotated as nudix hydrolase 5. Gene Ontology annotation, molecular function: ADP-ribose diphosphatase activity. The transcript has 9 exons. NCBI's taxonomy places the organism in Eukaryota, Metazoa, Chordata, Mammalia, Eulipotyphla, Soricidae. Gene Ontology annotation, biological process: nucleoside phosphate metabolic process; ribose phosphate metabolic process. Gene Ontology annotation, cellular component: nucleus. The coding region runs from base 327 to 977 and encodes 216 amino acids. The record is from RefSeq and is a predicted model, not a curated record.